This is a messenger RNA of Cryptotermes secundus, 6575 nucleotides long. It is a transcript of the gene kek1, whose product is annotated as leucine-rich repeat-containing protein 24. The transcript is spliced from 2 exons. The coding region runs from base 504 to 2696 and encodes 730 amino acids. The record is from RefSeq and is a predicted model, not a curated record. Lineage: Eukaryota; Metazoa; Arthropoda; Insecta; Blattodea; Kalotermitidae. Gene Ontology annotation, molecular function: protein binding.
CAGUUCGUUUCAAUCACGCGUGUUGUACGGAUGUUGCGACCCCUCACGGCAACUUUUUUUUUUCCUAUGAACAAAGUUUUCUUUAAUGUUCUGCUAUAAGAUGUCUGUGCAAGCAGAAAACAAUCGAGUGAUACGCAGCGGCAGUUACCAGGAAGAAGAGUGAUUCACAACCAAGUCUUCCAGCAAAGUGUUAUAUAAGAUUAAAGUGGCCAACUUAUGCAAUUCAACCCAUCGUCCACAAGGAUAAAAUCAUAUAUUUAAAAAUACAGGCAAAUGUAUAUGACUAGUAGAAAUGUGAACCCCAAUUAUGUUUCCCAGUUUCCAUUGAUAUAAUCAAUUUAGAGUGGCAUUUAUUUUACUCUAAUCGUGAUGUCCAUACCGGAAAUUAUGCAGUGAUGUGAGCCGGAACGCCCUCCCCUUACGGAUUAAUUGGGGCGAGAUUUCCGUGGCCGGAAGUGGCGACACAGUGUGGUGAUGCCGGCCUUAGUGCAGUGCGUGUAACAAUGCGCCGGGUUUUCAACAUGUUGGUUCUGGUGGAGGUGACGGUGGUUGUGUUGUCCGCGGCGGUCACAGCAACGGAGGACCACUGCCGGACAGUGUGCAGUUGCAUAUGGAAAGGUGGCAAACAAACAGUGGAAUGUAUUAACCGAGGUUUGAUCACAAUACCAGAGAAAGUGCAUCCGGAAACGCAGGUACUGGACAUGUCGGGUAACAACCUCAAUAACCUCCCCAAAGAUAUGUUCGUGCGUGCAAAACUGCUUAAUCUGCAGAGAGUUUACCUCAGCAAUUGCAGAAUUGGCCAGAUUGACGACAAUGCUCUCCAUGGUCUUACAAAUCUUGUGGAGUUGGACCUCUCCCACAAUCUUCUGACCUCUAUCCCUUCCCAGACUUUCCGCGAUGUUCCUUUUUUACGUGACGUAACACUUGCUCAUAAUCCGAUCCAGAAGAUUGAGAGUUACGCAUUUCGUACCCUUCCCAGUCUGGUGAAGCUAGACUUAUCCCACUGUGAGCUACAGACUAUAGCGCCUAAAGCAUUCGAAGGCGUAGACCACUUAGAGUCCUUGAAACUGAACGGCAACCAACUGAGUGAGCUGCGGCCGCGGACAGUGGAAACUCUGAGCGGCCUUCACGGGAUCGAGUUGCACGACAACCCAUGGCAGUGCGACUGCCAUCUUCGGGCGGCCAAACAGUGGCUCAUGAAGAACAAUAUACCCUACCCUGUUACGCCAAUCUGUCAUGGAGGGCCGGAACGCGUUGCUGAUCGUACAUUCGCCGAAUUAGAUGUCGACGAUUUCGCAUGUAAACCGGAGAUUUUGAAGGGUAGCAGAUAUGUUGAAGCCACAACGGGUGAGAACGCUACUGUGGUGUGUCGGGUAAGAGCCAUGCCUCCGGCCGUCAUAAGCUGGUACUGGAAUGGAAGGCUUCUUCUCCAUAACUCUGCCUUCAGCUCCCACCAAAGAGUCUUUAUCUACGAGGAUGGACAUUUCGAAAAGAGUAACACUCUGGUGCUGACUAACGCCCAGGAAACAGAUUCAAGUGAAUUCUACUGUGUGGCAGAGAACCGAGCCGGUAAUGCAGAAGCCAACUUCACCCUCCACGUAUCCAUGCGAACCGCAGGUAUGGCCACUCUUGGCAGUGGGCAAAUCGCAGGACUGAGCGCGGCCCUUGUUAUCCUCAUUCUCUUCAUUCUGCUCGUGAUCCUGGUGCUGCUGGUUCGACUCAGACGGUUGCCAUUUUCUGAAAGCAAGACGCCGGGUCAGAUGGAGACAAGCGCCACGAUUGCAGAAACUGCAAAUAAUGCUAAUUGCAAACCAGCUUCCAUAGGUACCGGAGCGAACUGCGAUACGUCCUUCUCGGAGCAUAAGGUUGUUCCUAAUGACCUGAAAGUUGCGUGCAACCCAGUGCAAAAACCACCACGACUGACGGAACUCGCCUACACAACCAGUCACUACGACGGCAAUGGGAGCGUGAUCAAUACCACUCAGUGUUUCACGGCGCCUUCUUUGGGUCCAACUACUAAUAACCCGGACCUCAUUAAAGACACCAAACGACUGGCCAGCACGGGUGACCUCCCAGCGGCAGGAAUUGUUCUGCUCCCCAAUGGUCACGCACAGCAACCAGAUGCCAGCGGUGUUGCCGAUGAGUCAGGGGUACCCACAGAACUGCGACCCGGCAGCGGAGAAUAUAGCCGUGCCACGGGCUGUGAUUCACUGUAUCCUUCUGGUCUGUGGGAACAAGCCCAGCAGUCCAACCUCGAGCCGUCUCCUGAUCUCUUCAUGAGAAGAACGACAAGCACCUCGGCAGCAGGGUUUGGUUUCGACACUUCAGACAAGACACCCAUCAUCGGAGACGGCGCCAGCCUCGGAGGUGUUUCGACGGAAGACGAGGAGUACAGCUGCAGAACAUUACCGCGAUCGCUUCAUCACCACAACAGCGGAUAUCCCGCGGACUACGGACUGCCCAUCAUACCUUCCGGGAUGGACCAGAAGCUGCGAGAAUUGGGAACCGUACAGCACAGUCCCUCCUCCACGUCACCGACAAGCGCUACCGGCGCCCCGCCCAACGCCAAGACACUUCGGGUGUGGCAGCGGGGGGUGCCCGUCCUGCCCCCCGUUACCGCCCUCAAGCGGGUCCUGUCCAGCAGCAGGAACUCCCCUGACGAAGGCUACCAAGAAGGCUGCGGCACUGACGUAUAAACGUGUGAUGUGGUAUGUUUCAAAGAUGGCCAUGCACUUGGACUGCGCAUUCAAGUUUCAUGUUCCUUAUUUCAGUUUUAGGUACAGUACUUGAGCGUCCCACAAGGUAUACUUAACAAACUUCCUGAGACUUAUCCAUUUAAAUUGAACGUGUCCACAAAUGCAAGGCUCAUAAAUUUUACCUAAUUACGGGCUUGUGUCUAUAUUCUGUUGAUAGAUAUUCAUUCUUACGCAUCCGGCUGCCAUACUUUGAAGUUUUCAGCAGCAAGCGCAAAAAAUGUGUGCUAGUUUCAUGACUACUAAUACAGUGCUCGGACCGGGUCUAUUUCGAAUAUUGCCUGCUUGCCGGCUACUGCCGUCACGUGUAUUUGAUACACUCUCCUGUGUGUUGUAUACGAAGUUCUUGCAGACGGCAGUCUUUAAGGCUAUCAAGUUAGAAAAGAGACACGCUGAGGGUUCAUAAUCUGAAACGUAACCGAUUUUCACGUGAUCUCAAAACUCCAGUAUUCCUGGCAAAGGAAGAAUUUAAAUUUUUAAAUGUAAUAGUAAUGUGAAAAUUAACAUAUCUCUGCAAUGAGAUAUGGCUUUGAAAGCAGACGAGAAAAGUGUGUUCUUUAUAGAAUAUUACGUAUUGUUUGAUAUUAUAUUUAAGACAGUAAAGAAAUUUCACCCAUUCUCUAUAUCAAAAAGCCAUUUAAAUGUCUGACCAGUGGCCCCACAGCAAGUAUUCACCUGUUUCUAUUUAUGAAGACCGAUAAUAUGAAGUAACUUUGGAAGCAAUUUGUAAAUAAUGCACAACUGAGAAGUCAGAAGCAAGAUCUGUUUAGUUUUCUAAACAAAAUGUGACAAGAGAUGAAUACAGUUGUGUAUUUCAAAUUUCAAUGAACGGAAUUUUCUUGUAAUAUCACGUAACGUAAAGAAAUUCUUGUACUUUUGUCAACAGAAGAAUCCAGACAGCGCCGUGAAUUUGAAAAGUAUCUUAUACUAUUAUGAAUUUAAAGAUUGAAGGGUUCAGAUUAAACCAAAAUUAUUAUGACUUACGAUAAUUAAUAUUGCAUAAAACCCGUUCCUUAAGACAGUAAUACAAAUCGCAUAACAUGUAAGUAAUAAACCAAUAAACAUUCAACAGAAGGCGAACCCAUUAUGUGAAACACUAAGAGUUGCAGAAUCCUAAGAUAAUGAGCCAUAAAAUAGGAAUUAAUUUCAUAAAAAAGCAAUAAAAGUUCAUUUAAAAUUUAGGCUAUGAAACUUCAGUUGAGGCAGUUUCUGAAUUAAGCAACUAGGAGUGCCAUUGACCAUUGGAACAGCUGAGAGACAUAAAAGUAUGAAUUUGCAAUAAACAAGAACAGUGAGCGUACAUUGCAUAAACUUAGGAAAAUAAUUUUAAAUAUUACCAGCUUAGUACGUGUAUUAUUGCUUUAAGGACUCUUUCAGCAGCACAGAUUAUACAGCGCCGAAUGGUAGGAUCGUUAAUGAGCAGUGAUUUGGAAUGGAUAUGGAAGAGGCUGUCUUGGCCUAAUUUAAGGCACUAAUCCGGGAUUUUCCCUGACGGACGGAAGAAAACCACGAAAAACCGCAGUUAGAGCGGACGGUUUCGGGGUUGAAACUUGAAUCAGGGACCUUCCGAGCACGAAGAACUGCUAUUCACUCGACUGUGACUUCGAAGCUUAAAGAAUCACUGAUAUAAGCCUAACUGAAUGGAUUUCUAUACAUGAGUCGAUUAAAGAAUAUCAAUUAAUUCGAAGAUAAACGAAUAAUAGAGCCGUGUAUAGUUUAGCAGUAACAGCCAUAGUAGAACUAUUUGUAACCGUUUCAAGCAUAGUCAAGCCCUACAUUUAUCAAUAACAUAAGUGUAGAAUAAACUUGUUUAUCUAUUUUAGCUUAUUUCUUUUUGUUGUGAUGCUGAAGUUAUUUCUAAUGCCAGUUCCUUCAUUUGAAUACAGCAUCACAAGGCUUUUGUCCAUCACAGCAUGGCCACUGCCAGCUUCUCACAAUGGUGUUUGGUGUUACAUUCUCAUUCGUUGUUCCAAUCCAGCGUAAAGAAGCGAGACCGGACUCCACUCGGACUCACCCACUUCCGGAACUCCUAUGGAGCCUUGCACAAAAGUAUUUUCAAGACACGUUCCGAAAGAGUGCGCCAAUUUCACAUUUCGAUGCUGCCUUUAUGUCAUUACAGCGAAAGAAGUGUAUCCCUCUCUCACACACUGUACUGGUAUUAGGGAUGUGAGACGUUUGUUUUAGUGCUUGAAGAGGGUCCCGUGAAACGUUUAUUUCACAGUUCAGUGGCUUUGAUACAUGUGCAGUUCCAACAGUUUGGCGUCAUCUGUAGAAAUACUGCGUCCAGUUCAUGACAAAAAAUGUACACUAAAAUGUUAAAGAGUUAAUCUGAGCUGUAGCAAUUAUAUCUGUAAAUUAUUUCUGAGCCAAACAUUUGUGGGUACACUGAUCCUACAUAUCAAAAAAUAAUACUAAUCAAUAAAAUCGAUAUUAAGAAAUGGUCAAUAUGCUUAAGUCUUCCGUUAGAUGUGGGCUUUUCGACCCAUUGUGAGUCUGGCCAUACCAAAAUAACCAGGAUUAAAACCACAUGAAUCUGAAUAGCGCAGUUCAAUUGCACAACUUGAAGCAACCUUUUAAAAGUGAAUGAACAGUGGGUACGCCUGCUUUUCUCAUAGCAGGUCAUUUUCACAAGCGUCAACUGUUCUCGUUAAAUGGAAACUUCAAUGUAACACAAUACAAUUUUCAGUCGCCUUAUUGGGAAUAUAUUUUCACGGACAACGAAAGGAUUACUUUGAAGCCAAAAUAUUUAAUAAUAGCAUCCAUCUCUUCCAGCGAGUAUAUUUAAUUUUAUAUUUGACGAAGAAUUUAUCCUAGAUAUGGAGCAAGAAAAAUAUUGGCUUUAAAUUACCCUUCCAGAUUGAUUAUAUAAUUCCCAUACACCCCAAAACUGAUAAUUUUUAAGGCCUUAAUGCCAAAACGAUUUGUAAGAGACAGCUGCGUGCACACUGGUGUGAAAUUAGACAAUCACGCGAAGUGAAAGCAAACAAAAUGGACGGCUGUUGGUGUGGCAAUGUGAUGGUCCGUGUAAAUAACAUUCAACUAACUUGAUAGGAUCACUGAAUAAUAAAACUGUGGCGUAUAUGUGAACCUGUGUGUGUAUUUUUUAAGCAUGCGUUUUUGAGGAUGUUACCUGCCCAUGUAAAUGUUGGGAGAGAUUCCAGUUGUGUCCACAGAACCGAGAUCUUACUGUAUCAUAUUAAAAAUCGAAAAACAUGACGCUGGAACUGAUCCACAUAUAAAUAUAUCAUAGCCGCCAUUUUAGUUUUAGCGGCUCAUUGCUCGGGGCAAUGGGUAUCUGUGUUCAUACUUAUUAAAAUCGUCACUUUGCAUAAACACCCUCUUUCCUUGCUCAAAGCAUAGUAGAAAGAAACCUUUUAAUUCCCGUUACGUUCGAAUUAGCCGUUGAUGUACAUUGGUGUUAUAAAGUAAAUUCGAUAUUUGUAAGUAAUGUGGACAGCGUACUGAGUUACAGGACAUAUACGUGAAAGAAUUUUACUUGAAAUUAUUUUUUAUUUUUACGACAGGAAAUGUAGGUCAGCGUAUUGUAUUGUAUACUUUAUUUUACUAAAACUAAUAUGGCGGCACUAUUGAAAUUGAAUAGCCCACAAAGUGAAACAAUACAAAUGAAGCGAUAUUUUUAAUUGUGUAUUGCAAGUUUAACAAUACGUGGAAUGUUAUACUAUUAUAUACCCAUGUAAGAAGGUUUAGUUAAUUAUUUAUUACAUGAUGUAAAGUAAUGUACUGCUUGAAGCAGAAGACUGACUGAAAGGAGAUCAUCAAUUUUUAUGAUAUUAAAACGCCGCUGAUGCUGCACAGGCCUAA